Messenger RNA from Diatraea saccharalis (sugarcane borer), 1381 nucleotides. The record is from the annotation of a GenBank genome assembly. NCBI's taxonomy places the organism in Eukaryota, Metazoa, Arthropoda, Insecta, Lepidoptera, Crambidae.
UCGUUGAAGUUCUUAAAUGUUGGAGAAAUUUAAAUGAAAAUAGUAAAAAUAAUAUUUCCUUUUCUCUAGCUGGGAAUAAAAUCCAAUUCUCUUUGUUUGUAGAAGUGGUGAUCUGUUACUACGGGACAUGGGCUACAUACAGGCCAGGUUUGGGAAAAUUUGAUGUGGUCAAUGUAGAUCCAUUUCUGUGCACACAUCUUAUGUACGCGUUCGCGGGUAUCAACACGCAGGGAAUAGUUGUUUCCCUUGAUCCACAUCUUGACUUUCCUGAAAACAAAGAUAACUUCAGAAAAUUCAAUGAUUUGAAAAAGAAGAAUCCCAAACUUAAAACCCUUUUGGCCGUCGGAGGUUGGAACGAAGGUUCUUCAAAAUAUUCUAUUAUGGCGGCUAGUCCUGUUUUACGAAAGAAUUUUGUCCAGAGUGCUCUCAAAACAAUUUUGGAUUAUGGUUUUGAUGGUUUGGAUAUAGAUUGGGAGUAUCCCAAUAGACGUGAUACAGUUCAUGGUAAAGCAGAUGUAGAUCAUUUCACAAAACUACUAAAGGAAAUAAAAGAAGAAUUUCUAAAAUACAGUUUAAUAUUAACCGCUGCUGUGUCUGCACAUAAAAAAACGGCGUCACUAUCUUACGAUGUACAAUCUAUAUCAAAACACUUGGACUACAUAAAUUUGAUGACAUAUGACAUGUAUGGAGCUUGGGAUCCACUCACUGGUCAUAAUGCACCACUGCAUAAAGGAGAAGGCGAUAAUGGUGUUGAUAGAGACGCUUUAUUUACUGUCGAUGUAGCUGUGGAAUAUUGGUUAAAAUCAGGGUGCCCACCGGAGAAACUAGUUCUCGGUGUACCUUUCUAUGGUCGCACAUUCACAUUGAAAUCCACCAAUCAUAAUGGUGUUAGAGCUCCUGUUACCGGCGCUGGUAUCAAUGGCCCUUUUACUGUCACCUCUGGCUUUAUUGGGUAUAAUGAGUUUUGCAGCAAACUUCAUACAGAAUCCUGGACUAGACGAAGAGAUAACUUGGCGAAAGUACCAUAUGCUUUUAGAGACCUUCAUUGGGUAUCAUACGAUGACCCUCAAUCCAUAAUAGAUAAAGUAGAAUAUGCAUAUAAUCUCAAUUUAGCUGGCAUUAUGAUCUGGAGUAUUGAGACAGAUGACUUCAAUGAUAUCUGUGGUAGAGGGAAAUUCCCACUUCUAACUGCUAUAAAUGACGCUAUGUAUAGAUACACCGGUGUUUCUACGACGACUCCUUCAAGUAAACCAACAAACUACCCUGAGACGACAAGCGCAAGUACAACUCUAGCAUUAACUACUACCACUACUGGUAAAUGUUUAUGAUUUCAUUAUUUUGAAUUUGUUAAGCUGAUAUCGUGCAAAAUAAUAUGGCUUAA